AUGCGCCACUCUUUUGCAAGGCUCGCUUUUGCCUCUGUGCUGGCUGCAGCUGAGGCUCAGCAGACUCUCUAUGGGCAAUGCGGAGGCAAUGGCUGGACAGGUGCCACGAGCUGUGUAGCUGGCGCGGCCUGUUCUACCGUCAAUCAAUGGUACGCGCAGUGCUUGCCGGCCGCAACCACGUCGACAACCCUUACAACCACAACAUCAGCCACGACGACAACCAAUCCCGGCUCGUCCACCACGAGCUCGCCUACCGUCACGGCAACUGCAUCCGGUAAUCCAUUUAGUGGCUACCAGCUCUACGUCAACCCUUACUAUUCAUCCGAGGUCCACACCCUGGCCAUCCCAUCUCUCACUGGGUCGCUUUCUUCCCUUGCACCCGCAGCUACUGCCGCGGCCAAGGUUCCUUCCUUCGUGUGGCUCGAUGUCGCCGCCAAAGUACCCAGAAUGGCUACUUACCUCGCGGACAUUCAAUCGAAAAACGCUGCCGGAGCCAACCCGCCCAUUGCGGGCCAGUUUGUUGUCUAUGACCUUCCGGACCGUGACUGCGCUGCUCUUGCUAGUAAUGGCGAGUACGCGAUCGCCAAUAACGGGGUGCAGUAUUACAAGGAAUAUAUCGACGCUAUCCGCGAGAUUCUUGUGGAGUAUUCUGAUGUUCAGGUUAUUCUUGUUAUCGAACCCGACAGUUUGGCUAAUCUCGUCACAAACCUAAACGUGGCGAAAUGCGCCAACGCGCACGACGCCUAUCUCGAAUGCACAAACUACGCCGUCACGCAGCUCAACCUCCCCAACGUAGCCAUGUAUCUUGACGCCGGGCACGCCGGCUGGCUCGGAUGGCCCGCAAACCUGCAACCGGCCGCAAACCUCUACGCAGGCGUGUACUCGGACGCCGGCUCCCCCGCCUCCCUCCGCGGCCUGGCCACCAACGUCGCCAACUACAACGCCUGGACAAUCGGUACAUGCCCCUCGUAUACACAGGGUAACUCUGUCUGCGACGAGAAGGAUUACAUUAAUGCGCUUGCGCCGCUCCUGCGUGCGCAGGGGUGGGAUGCGCGGUUUAUCACUGAUACUGGCCGCAACGGAAAACAACCAACCGGCCAACAAGCCUGGGGCGACUGGUGCAACGUAAUCAACACGGGCUUCGGCGUGCGCCCGUCGACAAACACCGGCGACGCCCUGCUCGACGCCUUUGUCUGGGUCAAACCCGGCGGCGAGAGCGACGGGACGUCCGAUACGUCUGCGACGAGGUACGAUGCGCACUGCGGGUACUCUGACGCGCUCAAGCCGGCGCCCGAGGCGGGGACGUGGUUCCAGGCAUAUUUUGUGCAGCUUUUGCAGAAUGCGAAUCCGUCGUUCUAG
Molecule: messenger RNA, 1359 nt
Organism: Aspergillus calidoustus
Lineage: Eukaryota; Fungi; Ascomycota; Eurotiomycetes; Eurotiales; Aspergillaceae
Source: the annotation of a GenBank genome assembly